This is a messenger RNA of Erpetoichthys calabaricus (reedfish), 16555 nucleotides long. RefSeq names its product diacylglycerol kinase theta. Lineage: Eukaryota; Metazoa; Chordata; Cladistia; Polypteriformes; Polypteridae. Gene Ontology annotation, molecular function: ATP-dependent diacylglycerol kinase activity. The record is from RefSeq and is a predicted model, not a curated record. Gene Ontology annotation, biological process: lipid phosphorylation; intracellular signal transduction; diacylglycerol metabolic process.
GCGCUAAUCAGGGAUCCAGCAGGACUCACUUUUCUCUUCCCUUGUUGUUUUUUAUUAUUAUUUUUUUUUUUUUUGACGAGCUGCUCCAAGGCUUUCUAAAGACGCCUCCGCUUUUGCUUCGAAUUGUCAAGUCUGUGUUUUGAAAAAAAAAAAGGAAGAACGAAACCAAACGCGUUUCUUUUUUCGAACUGCAUGGCUUAACCGAGCAAUGAACCCGCAAAGGAAGAGGACGCGCGUGCCAUCACCCCAGCCGAUCUUUCACUUCGAAGAGCGGGGGUGUCACCUUUUUGCGGUAAGGGGGCGGCGAGAGGUUCAUUCCAAUCACACCUACCUGUAACCCGAUCGGUGUGCACCUCCUUGGGCUGCCAAGCGAUAAUACAGACUGAAGUUUUGUUACCAUUAUUACUGUUUUCAUCGUCUGGUUUGUUUUCUUGGACAAGACUUGCCUUUAGUUGCCGGAUUGUUUAUUUAUUUAUUUAUUUUUUGGUCGAUGUACGUAAUCGGCCGUCUUCGGCAAGUGGAAAAUGCGGAGCGGAGCUGGAGCCGCGCGCUUACCGUGGAGACACGCCGCACAUCGCUGACAUUUCUCCACUGCUUGGCAUUCGAGUCCUGAUAUUAUUUCCUGUAUUUACCUUCCCUCUCUCUCUCUCUCUCUCUCUCACUCACUCACUCACUCACUCUCUUUGCAUUCUGCUCAAGGAUCUCAUUGGUGUUCGCGAUGGCGUGAAGACUGGAAGGCUAGCUCGCUGUUGCUAAUGGUUGUGUAAACUCUUUCGAAUUUUGUCUGUUUUGCAAUCGGAGCACGCACAAGUCCUGGAGAUCUUGAAGCAUGGCAGAGAGCGCCCGCCUGAAGCACCAGGGGGGCAGCCCGACUGGGAGUCCCCAGGCUGGCCGAAAGAAAACGCAACCAUCCCCGGGCACCAGAGCCAAGCCGCAGUCCGGCGCCCCCGGGCACAGCUUCAAAAAGGUCACCCUCACUAAGCCCACGUUCUGCCACCACUGCACCGACUUCAUCUGGGGUCUGGCCGGUUAUCUCUGUGAAGUGUGUAACUUCAUGUCCCACGAGAAGUGCCUCAAGCAUGUGAAGGUCGUCUGCUCCAGCUUGGUUCCAACAUUAGUACGGAUGCCAGUCUCCCAUUGUUUUGGUCCUCCUGGCCACAAGAAGAAAUUCUGUGCCAUCUGCAGAAAGCAGUUGGAGGAGAGCUCCACUUUACGCUGUGAAGUGUGUGAGCUACAUGUGCAUGUGGACUGUGCUCCCUUCAGCUGCAGUGACUGUCGGCAGUGUAACCACGAUGGCCACCAAGAUCAUGAUACUUAUCAUCACCACUGGAGGGAAGGCAACCUGUCAUCAAGUGCUCGCUGUGAAGUCUGUAAACGAACCUGUGGCUCCUCCGAAGUGUUGUCUGGGAUGAGAUGUGAAUGGUGUGGAAUUACAGCUCACGCAUCAUGUUUUGGAAUCAUUCCUCCUGAAUGUAAGUUCGGCAGGCUAAAAAAUAUGAUUCUUCCCCCACACUGUGUGCGGAUCUGCUCCCGGAAUUUCAGCAAACAGCAUUGCUUCCGGAUCUCGGAAACGACUAACACAGAGUCAGAGGAGAAUGAUGAUGUUGACACCGUGAGUGCUGGAGCCCAGAAGGAAUCCCAGACGACGUCCUCAGUAGACUCAAGUAAACAGAGCGUCAAGAUCUUUGACGGCAACGAUGCAGUGAAGCGCAACCAGUAUCGGCUCAUAUCAGUUCCAAGGAUUUCCAAAAGCGAAGACGUCGUGGAGGCAGCUCUGAGAGCCUACUUCAUUCCAGAUGAUCCUCAUGACUACGAGCUGCAGAUGUACAGUCAGCAAGUUCUGGUCAGCGAAGAUAUCAUUAACCGAAAUGGGUCCAUGGAGAACACAAAGUCUCAGUCUGUGUUUCGGGAGAGCAUUCCGGAGGCCUGGGUACUGCGAACCAAGCCCAAGGACUGUGAAGUACUCAAGAUUUUUGCUGGCUGGCUAAAACUGGGAGUAGCAUACAUUUCCAUCUCCAUCUCGAAGAGCAGCACAGUAGAAUCUGUGAUUAAAGAGGUCCUCCUGCAGCUUGGACGUCAGGACGAGGAUCCCCAAGGGUUUCAACUGGUUGAAGUAUACAUGGGAAGUAAGCAAGUCCAGCGACAAACAUUGACCAAUCAAGCUCUACUGGAAAAACUUCAGGAAAUAAGAAAGAUGUCCCUCCGACAGAUGAACCAGACCCGAUUCUACAUCGUGGAGAACAGGAACACCGUGGUGCAGGUCUGCUUGAUGGUGUGCGGGCUUCCACCUCAACUGAAAGCUGAUGAGUACAUGGACCUGCUGCAAAGACACCUUGCCAUCAAAACUCAUCUUGUUUCCGUCACUCACGUGUACCAGGGACAAGGUGCCGUGGUCCUUCAGAUUUCCUGCUUUUCGGAGGCGGAGAGCGGAUAUAUAUGCUGGCUAAAAGACACUUCAAUCAAUAAUAAGCAGUUGUCUGCAGUCAUAAUUCCUGAAGUUCUGACCAAUAAGCUGGCUCAAGACUGCUGUCCAUUACUGACAUUUGUGAACCCCAAAAGCGGAGGCCUCAAAGGACGUGACCUUCUGCACAACUUCCGAAAGCUUCUGAAUCCACACCAAGUGUUUGAGCUGACCAGCACAGGGCCACUGGCAGGGCUGCACACUUUCCGGGAGGUUCCAUACUUUCGUAUACUGGUAUGCGGAGGAGAUGGCACAGUUGGCUGGGUGCUUGGCAUUCUGGAAGAGGUCCGACACAAGCUAACUUGUCCAGAACCAGCAAUAGGAAUUGUUCCACUUGGAACAGGGAAUGAUUUGGCCAGGGUGCUUCGCUGGGGAGCGGGUUACAGUGGAGAAGACCCUUACUCCAUCCUGUUGGCUGUGGAUGAAGCAGAGGAGGUGCUCAUGGAUCGGUGGACAAUCCUGCUAGACGCACAAGAAGCCGCUGACAGUGGCAAGGAGAAUGGCAUCUCUGAGCCAGAGCCGCCAAAGAUUGUACAGAUGAACAAUUACUGUGGCCUGGGGAUUGAUGCCGAACUGAGCCUUGACUUUCACCAAGCGAGGGAAGAGGAACCCGGGAAGUUCAACAGCAGGUUUCACAACAAAGGUGUUUAUGUCAAAGUUGGCCUCCAGAAAAUCAGCCACAAUAGAAGUCUUCACAGAGACCUGAAACUGCAGGUAGACAAGCAGGAGGUGGAGUUGCCUAACAUUGAAGGACUCAUCUUCCUUAAUAUUCCCAGCUGGGGUUCUGGUGCUGACCUGUGGGGGUCAGACAGUGAUGUCCGCUUUGGGAAGCCCCGUAUUGAUGACAGUAUGCUGGAGGUAGUGGGUGUCACUGGAGUGGUUCAUAUGGGCCAGGUGCAGGGAGGCUUGCGUUCUGGCAUCCGAAUUGCUCAAGGAUCCUACAUCCGAGUAUCUAUUACGAAGCCUAUUCCUGUUCAGGUUGAUGGAGAGCCUUGGAUUCAACCCCCGGGACAAAUUAUCAUCUCCGUAGCUGGGCCAAAGGUUCAUAUGCUGAGGAAGUCCAAAGUGAAGCAAAAGAAGCAGUCUGGAAGUUUGAAAGAGUCCAGGACUGAAAGCCUCAUUCCCCCAGAAGGAGGCAACUGAAAACCGAGAGUGAGAGCAGAAAGUUUUGCAGAAUCUUUGGCACAUGAACCAUAAAACCGCCAGCAGGGAGAUGAUCAAGGCAGCCAUCUCAAAAUCACUUCCCGCUCAUUUUUUUUCGUUUAAUUUAACCAUCCCACCACACCAUUACCAGGAUAUAAAAAAAAAUGUAUGGGGCUCCCAUUUACUGUAUAAUGAACUAAGUGGGCAUCCAGGUGGCAGUCAUUGGUGGACUAGACCUACGGAUGCCGCGUCUGCGGUCUGUUCAGAUAAAGGGAAGUGUACGCUGCAUCAGUGGAAAUGGAACCAAAAAAAAAAACUUCAGUAAACUGUCAUGAGAAAUCCACUGGAUUGGAGCUAAAACAUUUUCCAAGUAAAUCUUAUUAAAUUAUUAUAUAUUUUUUAAUUGGUGUCAACACACUAUUGUGCCUCAUAUCAGCACAUUUCCGCAUUUCUUUUUUUUUUUGUUUUAUUCUUUUUAUUAAUUCCGUGCCGUGCUUGAAUAAGUUCUACUGAUCAACCAUGGCUUGCACAGCCCACCCUGUCAGUACUGUUUACAUAGCUGUGGACUGCAGUGGGAAUCAUUUUAGGAGCAGAGGAACAUAGUGUGUGCGUGGGUGUGUGUGUGUGUGUGUGUCCGAUCUAUUUAAAGGAUGUGAGUAGAAUAUUUAAGGAACACUGGAAAAUAAUCUGCUUUAAAGAAAAAUAAAUUCUAUUUAUGAAAAAGAUUAACUUUGGGGAUGACCUCUAAAAUGUUUGUUAGAAAGUCUUUCAGUGAAAGUGUUUUAGUUUCUUAUACACAGCCUGCUCAAGUGCUCAUGUUGCCAUCCAUUAGGGGAAGGUAAAAGUUUAAGCGCAGUGUGGUGAGUAUAAAUUUCAUUCACGUGAUUGAAAAUAAAUAUUUGGUUUGGUUGGACAUUAUUUUUUUGACUUUAACUGGCCUGUUUUGCACACUAAACUCUUUAGUGCUAUUGAAGAACAAAAAAAUAAAUAAAUAAAUAAAUCAUGUAUCGUUUCAAUGUGCACGCGCAAAUUCCGCCUUAAAGUGAUGUGAUUGGCUGCCCUAUUUUAUGUUGUAUGUUCGGAAUUAUAACUAUUUGACUUCUCUUAUUUUUAUCCGGCAGCAUUGGUUCUUUUAGAGCAGCUCCAGUCCUGGAGGGCCGCAGUGGCUGCAGGUUUUCAUUCUAACCCUUUUCUUAAUUAGUGACCUGUUUUUGCUGCUAAUUAACUUCUUUUGAAUUCAUUUUAAUUGACUUGUUUUUUUAAGAUUUGUUGCCCUGCAUUUCUUCAUCAUUCCUCUGAAUUUCUUCAUUUCUUUCCUUAAAUGGCCCCCAAACAGAAAUGAAAUGUCAAGUGAAUGAAUCAACAGAAGACCAACUAAGUCAGGGCCUCAAACUCCAACCAAUUUCACUCCAAGCAGUUGCUUAAUUAGGCGCCGAUUCUUGUCAUUAAUUAAACUCGUUCUUUAAUUCCAUGGCUUGUUGCUGCUCUCAUUGUGCAAUGGCAGACAUUUCUGAAAUUGUUGAUUUUCUCUUUUCUAAAAGCUCUGUGAAAGUGUUUUGGGAGCCUGAGCAGAUCAACAAUCCUGAGACCAGAUAUUGUAUGAGCUUUGCUGCUCAUGUUUUGUCUCAUUUUGUGUCUCAUGAUUGUUUGGCUGCUAAUUAAGGAAAAAGAAACAAUUAAGGGGUCUGAGUCUGCAAGAGCAAGUCGAUUAAAAUUAAUUCAAAAAAAGUUAAUUAGCUUUUUUUUUAAGAGUUAGAAUGAAAACCUGCAGCCACCUGGGCCCUCCAGGACCGGAGUUAGAGACCCCUGUUUUAGAGAAACUCCUACCAUUUCUCAGCCCUUUUGUUCUUCCUGGUUUGUGGCACGUUUGACUACAAUGAUCAUUCCGAGUUUCAGAAAACUGAGGGGUCCACACAAAGUGUAGUUUUAUCCACUCUGUCUUGAGAUGAAGCCCACUGUGACUUGUGUUGGCCUGCCCGCUUUUGAUAACAUUAAUAGUAGUAACAUGUAGCCAAUUAACAUUCCAUCUUUCAAGUGGCGAUGACCAGCUUGAAUAGAGUCAUGUAAUGACACACCCAUGCAUGACGUAAAAUUUGUGACAAAAGAAAAAAGAAAUGUCUGCCACUGGCUUCAAACAGCUAAUGAGGCCCUUUCCAGUGCAACUAGAUCAUCUUGCGCCAAGACAUCCAACUUCUAGUCAGAGGGAGAUGGUGUCAGUGACUAAUCUCCUCACCUGAGUAUAUCAAUUUUUAUGAUUAGAAAUCUCUGGGAAUGUCAGAUUGGAAAACUGCGUGAUGACUUUUCAGCACAGCUUCAUAUUUCCAAAGUACCACAAACGGGCACCUUUUGUUUGAUGUCCAAUAUCAUGCUGACUGACAGAGCCGUUGCCCAUGCAAGCGGUUUACAGGUAUGGUGAUUUCUGCACUUUUUUUUCUGUUCUUUUUUACAUUCUAUUGUAAUCUAUAAAAUAGGAGACAUCAGACAGACGAGCCACUCCUCCAAACACCCGUUCUGCUUAUUCUUCAGUCUGUGCACUCAUUGUUUGUCAGCUUUCACAGACAGACACACACACAGAGCCCACCCCUACAACUUGUUUGAUUUUGUUGAGGCGAAUCACAGACUGGUUGGACUGAGUCGCAGGAUAUGUCAGAUUUCACAAAACCGACUGUCACGGGGUUAUGUAAAUGAAGUCUGUGAUUGAAAAUCGCUGGAAAAGUUGUGUACUGUGACAUGGCUUUUUAUUUUAUUCCAGAUAAAACAAUUUGGAAAUCUGAAUUCCUUAAUAACAUUAUUAAGAAUGAAUGGGAAGGUCAUAAAAUCUUGAACCUUUAAGUUUUAUUUUGAUUUUUUUUUUUUUUUUAAUAAAAAGUUCAAAACAUGAUGUAGGGCAAGAUUACAUUAAUAUGAAAAGUGAUUUUUGAAUCCACUUGUUCAGUUGGACGGAAUGUCAGGGCGUUGUGUUGGCCUCAGUCCUCCACAUAUCCACUCUCGUUGGGCCAGUCAGUAAGACACGUCUGUAAAGUUUUUUUAUUUUUUUGUAACUCCGUCAUUCCAGUACUUGAUCAAGAAAGGUUGGAGGAUUAUAUCGUAAGAGACCAUUUUUCACUGACCAACCCACAAUUUCCAAAACAUGGACCCCAUCUCAGCCAUAACUGACCAAGAUAGGGCGUCUGCCCAUCAGACCAAAUUAGAGUUGCCAGUCCACCUAACUGCAUGGCUUUGGAAAGUGACAGCACGUGAAUUACCACCUAGAAAACCGGCCAGCCAGGAAGUGGACCAAAGUCCUGGUGCUGAGAGAUGGCAACUAUCUGGUUCAUCCGUGGCUCCCUGAUACUCUUACCCAGCUGUCUUUCCAUUUUCUCUUACAAACACACACAACCAUUUAUUCUGAGGAAAGUUAGAGUUGACCAACGUCUUUCAGGAUGUGGGGUGGGAUAGUGGAAUGCCCAACAGGAACCCACGUGAACGGUGGGAGAACAUGCAAAAUCCAUACGCACUGGGGCUACGUCCACACUACUAUGAUUUUGCAUAAAAAUGCAGUCAUUGCUCUCUAUUUUUGCAUUUCAUUCACACUACCCUGGUGUUAUUAAUUCCCAAAAAUGAAGACAUUUUUGAAAACACUCUCCAGAGGUGUAUACCUUCUGAAAACGGCAGAUCAGCGUUGCAGUGUGGACGGGUGAAAAUGUAGACUUUUGAAAAUGCGUCUUGAUCCUGCAUGAUACGUCUUAAUCCCUGAUUGGCCAGCCUUCAUGGAAGAAAACCAUAUUCCAUCAUAGCAGACACCGAGGAGUUGCUUUCCACGGUGCCUUUUGUGUUGCUUACCGGCAUGCAUCCAGAUCGCAUUUUCUAGUUUGAAUGCUACAUACGUGCACAAAACGUAAAUCAUUUACUGGUCGUUACAAUUUUGCAAUAAAUCCUGUGGCUGGUAGUGUUAACACCCCUUCAAGGAAUUUUCUACCGAUACACACAUGCCCAGUGUAUAUAAAUAUGUGCUUCAUUUUAGUAUGGACAGAGACACUUUUGUAAAUGAUGUGAUAACACUAGUAUAGAUGGAAAUCGUAUUUAAAAAAUGGAAUAGCGUGGACGUAGCCUCAGUCAGCAAUACAACGUAAUACUUCUCCAUGUUGCCCACUUGUAAUGAAAACUGAAACCAUAUUCCAACACAGCAGACAUAAAGGAGUUGCUUUCCAUGGUGCUUGUUGUAUUGCUUACCUGCAUGCAUCCAAAUUGCGUUUUCUACAUUUCGAAGGCUACAUACGUGCACUAAAAGCAAAUCAUUUACUGGUCUCUGCAGUAAAUCCUGUAACUGGUAGCGUUAACACCCCUUCAAGGAAUUUUCUACCGAUACGUGCAUGCCCAGUGUAUGUAAACGUCUACUUUGUGUGCGUUUUUGGUCAUAUUAGAGUGGAAGAGGAUACUUUUGUUAAUGAUUUGAAAAUGCUAGUAUGGACGGAGAUCGAUAUUCGAAAAUGAAGUAGUGCUGUCUUAGCCUGCGUCAGCAAAUGCGACACAAUACCUCUCCAUGUUGCCCCUUCUAUUGAAAACUGAAGCCAUAUUCUUAUGUAGCAGACAUAAAGGAGUUGUUUUCAAUGGCGCUUGUUGUGUUGCUUACCUGUAUGCAUCUAAAUUGCGUUUUGUGCUUUUUGAAUGCUGUAUACAUGCGCAAAAGACAAUAAUUCACUGGUUGCUACAGUUUUGCGAUAAAUUCCAUAGUCGGCUGUGUUAACACCUUUUCAAAGGGUUUUCAGCCGAUGUGCACUUGCCCAGUGUAAGCGAAUGCCAAUGUCACAUGUUUUCCGCUGCUUCGGUUUGGGCCAUGAUACUUUUGGAAACGAUUUGAAAAGCGCUAGUGUGGAUUGAAGUAAAAUAUAGUGGUGUGGACAUACCCUAUGAUUGAACCCAGGCAUCAUGGAUCGGACAGGCCCCGGUAGUAGUAGCCAUUGUGCUACCAACACAUUUUACAUUGAUUGCCCAGGCACAAAUGUGCAAAUCAGCAAAUUGAUCCUCUUUAUGUCAGUCGUACAAAGUGAUACCCCACCUUGAAAGAUUUGUUGUGACUGGAUUUGGAAUUUAGGUGCCAGAAAAAUUAUGUGGUUGCUGUCCAAUGCUGGUAUUCAAACCUUUGGGAUGACAAGUCACUUUUGUCACUUGGCAGUCGACUACUCAAGUGAGGUCCAAGAGGACGGCAACCACUUCCAAAAAGGGGGCUUCCUGGUGUUGUCAAGUUAAUUUAUUUUUCUAUGGUGCACUACGCCGAGUGUAGGCACAGAACACUGUGGCAAGUCCUCAAGUAGAUACCAAUACAACCUUUAUAGAUUCAUAUUUACACAAUGAGCUCACGUAAAGUCUCAGAUUUGCUUAGACAGCAGAGGGUAGACGGGCCAGCAUUAAGAUACUGGCAACAUUUCAUUUAAAUUCAGAUUUUUCUUCAAUAGUCUGCCGUGAUUUUCCUCAGUGUUAGGUGCCACCAUUUUCAAACUCCCGAGUUUGUUGUAAUUGACUACAAGACAGAAGCUUAAGAAAGGCAGCACAUAUUAGAGUUAGACAGCAUGCCACACGAAUAGUAACAGGUGUUCCCUAAUGGCACAAUACACACAAAGCCAAGGCACUUACUACAACCAACAAGUGACUCCGCCAUUUCCUCUUGGAUCACAGAAUUGAUAGCAUCAGUGAUGACACCAUAACAUGUGCCAUAAUUCUAAAGAUGAUGAUUUUGUUAAUGGGUGCACAUUCAGAUUGUGCCAGCAGGCGUUUCAGAGGUUCAUGAUAGAAACUUUGGGGUGACUGAAUGUAGCAUGUACUGGAUAUCUGGAUAUAUCUUAUCUCCAUACACUUAUACGAUGGAGUCAUUUAGUGGAAACAAAAAGUUGAAUUGCUUCUGACCAGUCACUUCCCAGUUAUAAAUACAGGGUCAGUUGGGAUUAUGCAGUCGACUAGUCAAAUCCAGUUUUGUCUUAAAUUUCUUUUGCACAUUGAAACAGGGUUAUAUCUUGGUUUUAAACAUCCCAACAGUUCAGAGCACAUUGUAUAGUUCUUAAUUAUUCAGAAGAAGAAAUUUGCAUUUUGAACAGCAGUAACUAUAAAACAAUGGGGAAAUCCGCAAUAUCUGUAAACAUUUGAUAAGCAGGUCUAUACUGAAGCUACUAGGGAUACUCCAAUAGGGCUUUUUUUAUGGCUGUAAACGAUCAUUUAUUUCAUGUUAGUAGAAGUGGCCAAUUGCAAUAGUGACCACCAAUUUCAUAUUACUAGAACUGGACAAUUCAAAAAGCGAUCACCGAUUUCAUGUUACUAGAAUUAGCUUAUUCCGAUACCGAUCACUGAUUUCACAUUACUGGAAGUGGCAUAUUCCAAUAGCAAUCUCCGAUUUCAUGUUACUAGAAAUAACUGAUUCCAAGAACAGUCACCGAUUUCAUGUUACUAGAAAUAACUGAUUCUGAUAGCAAUCUCCGAUUUCAUGUUACUAGAAAUAACUAAUUCCAAGAACAGUCACCGAUUUCAUGUUACUAGAAAUAACCGAUUCUAAUAGCAAUCACUGAUUUCAUGUUACUAGAAAUAACUGAUUCUGAUAGCAAUCUCCAAUUUCAUGUUACUAGAAAUAACUAAUUCCAAGAACAGUCACCGAUUUCAUGUUACUAGAAAUAACCGAUUCUAAUAGCAAUCUCUGAUUUCAUGUUACUAGAAAUAACCGAUUCCAAUAGCAAUCACUGAUUUCAUGUUACUAGAAAUAACAGAUUCUGAUAGCAAUCUCCAAUUUCAUGUUACUAGAAAUAACUAAUUCCAAGAAGAGUCACCGAUUUCAUGUUACUAGAAAUAACCGAUUCUAAUAGCAAUCUCCGAUUUCAUGUUACUAGAAAUAACAGAUUCCAAUAGCAAUCACUGAUUUCAUGUUAAUAGAAUUAGCUUUUUCCGAUACCAAUCACUGAUUUCACAUUACUGGAAUUGGCAUAUUCCAAUAGCAAUCUCCGAUUUCAUGUUACUAGAAAUAACUGAUUCCAAGAACAGUCACUGAUUUCAUGUUACUAGAAAUAACUGAUUCUGAUAGCAAUCUCCGAUUUCAUGUUACUAGAAAUAACCGAUUCCAAUAGCAAUCUCCGAUUUCAUGUUACUAGAAAUAACCGAUUCCAAUAGCAAUCACUGAUUUCAUGUUAAUAGAAAUAGCUUUUUCCGAUACCAAUCACUGAUUUCACAUUACUGGAACUGGCAUAUUCCAAUAGCAAUCUCCGAUUUCAUGUUACUAGAAAUAACCGAUUCUAAUAGCAAUCUCCGAUUUCAUGUUACUAAAGAUAACUGAUUCCAAGAACAGUCACCAAUUUCAUGUUACUAGAAAUAACUGAUUCCAACAGCAAUCACUGAUUUCAUGUUAAUAGAAUUAGCUUUUUCCGAUACCAAUUACAGAUUUCACAUUACUGGGACUGGCUUAUUGCAGUAGCAAUCUCCGAUUUCAUGUUACUAAAAAUAACCGAUUCCAACAGCAAUCACUGAUUUCAUGUUAAUAGAAUUGGCUGAUUCUGAUACCACUCACCAAUUUCAUGUUUCUAGAAUUAGUGGACUCUAGCAGCAAUCACCGAUUUCAUUUAACUAGAAUUAGCCGAUUCUGAUACCGAUUUUAUAACUACUGGUAACUAUUCUAGUAACAUGUUCAUAAGAUGUUUAUCAAGAAGAUGCAAAGCUAACAUACAUGCCAAGUUUACGUGUAAAAUAAACAAAUUUGGCUCUUAGGCUAGCAAGCCUGUUGUUUAUUAAGCAUCAAGGUUAAAUUCUUCUUUCAAUGAUCUUUUUAUAAUUAAAAACGUGAGCUGCUGUACUAAACACAAGCUUGAUCACCAUCCACACUCAGACAAGACGUGUCGGUUUUAAUUAUAGGACAAAAUGAAAAGGUCUGAACUCAUUAAAGCAGCUUCUCUUUUACUUUCUGCCAAAGAGGUGCCUACAUUUUCUAUCACUGGAAGUUCAGCUGGACAAUCUAUAUACAGUAUGUCUGCCAUUCCCUUCCAUGCACAAGACAAGUUGUCAGGUUCCUUUUCCUAUUUUAUUACUCCACCUCCUUUAAUGCAACAGCCGAUAUUCCGGUCUUCGCUCUCUCCUAAAGUUUGCCUUGCUGUUCUUUGUUUAGAGGAAGCUCCGGACAUAAAACAACUUGUGCACUUCGUCAGGUACCGUAUUACUUUGCUUAAAGGAGCACUGCAACUAAAUUAGAACUUAUAAAAAGCAGAAACGUAAAAAAUCAUUUUUCAAGAUCAGCUAAUUUAUCAAUCUGUCAAUUUAUCCGAGUGGCCAAUUGCUUGGCACAUCACUGGUAUGAAUGAGAAAAAGUUAUUUGAUUAAUAUUUUGGAAUUUGUUAUGUGUUAUUUUGAGGAGAAAAAUUCUUUGAGGAAAGACAAAGUGCCAGGUCCUCUAAAACUUUUUUACACAAAACGUGAUUGAUAAAAGAAUUAGUUGGAAGAUUACAGUGAGCAAUGUGGUUGACGUUGCAUGUUCACAGUUACCAGGAAAGCCCGUUAACGUUGUGGUUCAAGAGAGGGUCCCACAGGAUAGUCCUGGACAAGACCAAUGUCACAUUUUAUUUUUGGUUUCUUGUUUUUAACAUAUUACAGAGAACAUUAGUACAAUUUUGUUAAGAGCAGGCCAUUCAGCCCAACAAUGAUCGCCAAUCCUAUCACCUACGUUCUCCAGACUAACUUGGAGUGGAGUUUUGACUUGAAGUCCUAGCAUCAAAUUCAAAUGGCCAGUCAGCAGCAGCGGUGAAGACCUGAUUGUGUUUGAUCUCCUACUACUGAAUCAGUGUCUUGAGUGUUCUGGAUCUUGGUGUGCUGUUAUUUGCUAAAGUUUCAUCUUUUCUUUUUUUCCUCGGCUUGAUGGAUACUCACCCUUAUCUGUGAGCCUAUCGGUUUUUCCAGUCAGCCUGUAUUUCCUACUUGUCGUUGAAAACAUUUGAGCUUAUUGUCAGAGUCUCUUAUAAAUGGUUCUCUCAAACUAAAAUGGCUGCGCUUCUCUCUAGUCUGUCACGAAGUGUUGCAUGCUUUAUCUGGCAGUUUAAAAACUUUGCUCAUACUAGUUGUUCAACUGAUAGAAUUGCUGAAUCAAAUUUUUGAGGAUGUCCACACUGACUUCUCUUCACACAUGACCUCAACCUGAAUUUACUGGUAUAUUUCUGGGAUUGUCUGUAAAUAUAUACAUAUGUAUGCUUGAGGGAAAGUCAGGAAUUAUCCGCACUUUUGUCAUAGUUUUAUGGUCCGCUUGCUGUACAGCUCUCCCCGUGCAUACGUUUAAACGUUGUGUGCCUGUGGCCACUGUGGUAAAGUUUUGACCUCAAUUGGUUAGCUUUUCUGAUGGUCUUCUAGGAGAAAACGUGACUGUUUGUAGGAAAGAACAGCCACAAGCAGUGAUCCGUAAUUUAUGGGCUGAAGGUGGACUAGGAGCCAAAAUUCUUGUUGUUUCCUCAGAAUCACAGUGCAGACUUGCUUGAUGUUUUCGUUGGUAGUGGAAGUGAGAAGUCAUCCUGCUCCUUUCUUCUUCAUGCUUAACACUUGGCCAACCAUUUUUGACCUACUCAGCCCAUUUGUAAAUGCUCCACUAUGGUAAAGCGCUGUCAUCAUAUUGGGCAAAAAGAUUUCUAGUAGAUUUCUGCUUCUGGUACGCCUUCAGCUCAUAAAAAGCACAUCACCGCUCGCUGCUCUUCCUUGGUGCAAACAGCCAUGCGUAGUCUUAGAAUACAACAAGAGAAACCGACCGAUCAAAGUUGAAAUUGUAUCACUGCGACAACGGGCACACCGUGUGUCCUGAUGUGCCCGGAAAAAGCAAGCCGUACAGUCGAGCCCAACCAAAUGAUAGAACAUUGAUAGAACUUUAUUUAUUUACCCCCAGGGGAAAUCUGGCUUUUUAUAAAAGCUCAUCAAAUAAAUAGGUAGACAGAUAAAUAAAUAAAUAAAUAUACACCCACACACUAUGAAUUACAAAAGUAUGGAUUAUUAUUGACUAUGCCUCAUAUAUCUGAAAACAGUGGGCUUCAGUUUGCAUUUCAGAAUAUUAAUGCAAUAAGACUAUGAGUUUUGUACAUUAUUCAUUAGCAUCAUCAUAAUACUGGAAAUUGUGGGGCGCGGAGCCAAGGGCAAACUGAACAAAGUAAUUCAGCCAGGUAGUGGAAGGCCUUACCUGCAGGGGUAAUGGGGGUUUUGGUUGCCACAUUCAGACUGCUGGUUGAUGACUUUCUAAAGGACUCAGCUGAGAUGUGGCUGGUUGUCACCACAAAGUACCUUUUGUUUAUAAUGGGCACCGUCACGUAGUACAAGAACUCUCAAGGUUGACUCUGAAGGGCCACUGUCGCUGCAGGUUUUUGUCACAACCCGAUUGCUUAAUUAGAAACAAUUGCCAGUAGUGGGAAUAAGACAUGUAGUUGAAGCAGAAACCCCAACAACCUUAAUGAAGUGUCUGCAUGAAGUACUGGGACAGCUUAGCUAGUAGCUAAACAAGCAAGCUUGAUGUACCGAAUGGUCUCCUCCUGUGUGUCAAAAUGUUUAUGUUUUUAGAGGCAAAUUCUUCUCGAUAACCCAGCUUAUUUACUUUUGUGGCUUGUUAGUCUGUUUGUUCUACGAUAUUCUGUUAUUCUUAUACUGGAGAUUUUUUCCCUUUGGGAGGAUGUCAUCCACAUGAUUUGUGGCUCAGGGCAGAUUAGCUAUUCUCACUCCUUCACUUGUUUCUCUUUCAGUUGUUUCCCAACAUUUUAUUAAAACCGAUACUUCAUGAAAGACACACAUUGAGGUUCUAAACGGAUUGAGUUAGAUGAUGAGCUGCCAACUUAUUUGUCAUUGAAUUGAUUUAAGCUUUUAAGCAAGCAAUUAAGGAUUGGGAAUCUUAACAAUCUUAAUGUUUUUGCCUCCUGCAUAUUUUUGCUUAGUAAUAAUUUUACUAUUGUUUGGUUAAUUUUUGUUCUGUGAUUUUUAUUUACAGCUCUCUCCUGCAUUUGGGUUGUUUUCUGCAUAGUUGCAGCCAUGUUCAUGUAAAACAGCGGACGUUUAGCGUGUUGUGUUAUCAGGCCCCUCCCUAUUUAAGAUGGCGGCACUGCGGUCACUUUGUUUACCACUGUUUGUCUUGUUAGGGGUCAUGUUAAACAAUGGACAAUUGGCGUGUCAUGUCAUUAUCUUCCUCCCUAUUUAAGGCACUGUGGUCAAAUUGUUUACUAUCGCUAGUCUUUUUGUCGGUCAUGUGCAACAGAGGACGCUUGGGGUGUUGUGUCAUUAGACCCCUUCCUAUUUAGGAUGGAGGCACCGCAUUCAUAUAGUUCACUAUCACUAGUCUUGUUGGGGAUCAUGUAAAACAAUGGACACUUAGCAUGUUGUGUCAUCCAGCCCCUCCAUAUUUAAGAUGGCCUCACCGUGGCCAUAUUGUUUACUAUCGCAAGUCUUGUUGUCGGUCAUGUGCAACAGAGGAUGCCUGGAGUGUUGUGUUAUCAGACCCUUCCCUAUUUAAGAUGGGGGCACCACAUUCAUAUAGGUCACUAUCACUAGUCUUUUUGGGGAUCAUGUAAAACAAUGGACACUUAGCAUGUUGUGUCAUCCAGCCCCUCCCUAUUUAAGAUGGCCUCAUCAUGGUCAUAUUGUUUACUAUCGCAAGUCUUGUUGUCAGUCAUGUGCAACAGAGGACACUUGGGGUGUUGUGUUAUCAGACCCCUCCCUAUUUAAGAUGGAGGCACCACAUUCAUAUAGUUUAUUAUCGCUAGUCUUGUUGUCGGUCAUGUGCAACAGAGGACGCCAGGGGUGUUGUGUUAUCAGACCCCUCCCUAUUUAAGAUGGAGGCACCGCAUUCAUAUUGUUUAUUAUCACUAGUCUUCUUGCGGAUCACAUGAAACGAUGGACACUUGGCAUGUUGUGUCAUCAGGUUUCUCUUUGUUUAAGAUGCUGGCGCACAACACUUUGUCUUUCCAUUUCCCGGCCCACUUGUUUUCUUUCAGGCAUAAUAAAGUUACUUGACAUUAACUGCUUCAGCAGCCACAACUGAAUUGUAAUUAAGACACUGGGUUGGAACUAAACCUGCAGCCACAAGGGCUCUCCAGAACAGAACCUGAGCAUUUGUCACAUAGUGGAAGAAUAAGUCACAAAAUGGAAAGAAAGAAUGAAUGUUUCCUCUAAACACUUGAACAUGUACCUUUAAAUAUGGAAUGUACAAGGUAGCUUGAGAAUAACAUGGCUCAAGACCGACUUUGUUUUCGAAGACCCUUUAAUAAUCAUUGUUUGUGCAUGUUACUUCUGUUCCAUUUAUGGAGAAUGCGCCUUUUUUGUACCAAUCACGUCCAGACAGAGAAAAACAAAAAAACCAAGAUAUAAAAAAAAAACUGUGAUAGUAUUCUUGUGGUUCCAUCAAGGUACUUCUACGCCAUGACUUCUAACUAACUAUACGUUAUGUAAUUGUACAGCAUUAGUGUUACGGGGAGGGGAAAUCGAGUCACUUCUGGCCGUCUCUGCUUCGGUGUGCAUUAUUGUGACGUCAGUGGUUUGCAAUUCCACUUAGUGCCUCAUAUGUGAAUAUGACAGUUCUCUAUGUUUAUGUAAGAAAUAUAUAUUUGUGAUUAUUCUGUUGAAACAGGAUUCCGCUGAUGUCAUUCGUAAAGGAGGGGACAGGUUUUAAUUGCAUAAAAAGACGUUUUUGUUUCUUUUCUGGGAACGUCCGAAUCAAUCAUUGUGGCGUCUUGUUGCUUUUGUAAUUUGAACUUUGUUCCAACAGACGACAGCCUUGUUUCAUAGCUGCUGACCCACUAGUCGUUCUUUGUAUGGAUUUGUAUAUUUUGGCAGAGAAGUGUUUUCAAUGUUCAUUUGUUUCAAAACUGUAAACAAAUAAUGCACUGAUUGUAACAAGCGACAUUUUUUCAUAUGUGUACAUUGUAUAAGUAAUGAGAAUAUAUUAGAAUGAAAACAAACUAAAUGUCCAAGAGAAAAACUUGGAUUUUUUAAAUGUCA